Trachymyrmex septentrionalis is the source of this 5731-nucleotide messenger RNA. RefSeq lists its product as uncharacterized. The transcript is spliced from 42 exons. Bases 267 to 5633 code for a protein of 1788 amino acids. The record is from RefSeq and is a predicted model, not a curated record. Lineage: Eukaryota; Metazoa; Arthropoda; Insecta; Hymenoptera; Formicidae.
GCCAAUCAAAAACUAUUUAUUAUGAAUGCUCCGCUGUUACCAGCUGUUUUCACUAGAGUUCCUAUAUCACGGACCUCUAGCAAACACUUCAGAGUAAACACCGAAACACCACUCUCGUUACGCCUGUCACUCAUGGACAACGUCGCGAUCGCUAAAAUGGCGAGAUAGUGUGUUGACAUUGGCUCGAGUUCUCGUCGAACCCAGGUGUAGGGAGACCUUAAAUCCGUCAGUCAGUGAUCGCUCGAGAAUCGUGCUCGCGGAAAACAAUGCACUCGGUUAGCUUCAGUUUGCCAAGUUCUACGGACGUGAGUGACGUCCCGACGUUAAUUAAGCGAGACCCGGACUGUAGAACAGUCGAUGUUGGCGAGUCGUAUGGCGAGACCGAGGGUCUACGUAUCCUCGAUGAAUUCCGCAAAUUGUAUGAGACCCGCAUCGAAAAGAUCGAUCAGGAAUGUAUCGGUGAUUCCGACCGAGUCUCUAUGAAGUUACAAGUGAUGAGCGAUUGGAUCAAAGAUUUAGGAGAGCAAAAUACGAUGUUAGUGCAUACAGUGGAAGAUUUGGAGCAGGCUGCGUGUAGUAGAGUUAAGUUACUAGAGGAGAAACUAAAACAAUCGUCGCAAAUAGUCGUGGAUAAUUUAACAAGAUCUGAUCAUUCGGAAAAGGCUUUGAAUACUCUUUCAAAUCGCGUCAAUAAGCUAGAAAAGGACGAAGAGUAUUUACAACAAAAAAUAGAGUAUCUACAAAGUGACAUUAGGGGAUUAUUAGAGGUGAUUCGUCGUGCACGUCAGCAAAACGUUUGGAGCCUUGAGGGUAUCAAGUUCUUUGAAAUUCAACCUGAGGAUAUUCUAGUUCCAGACUGUAUCUGCAAUCAGGAGCAGACAGAUACUGAUCAUAUAAAAUCCUUGAAUCUGCAAAUAGAACAACUUCAGGAAAAUGAUAAAAAAAAGAUUAGAUCUCAGUUGGAACUGGAAGGAAAAAUAGCAGAUCUUACAACAGAAUUAUCAAUAAAAGAGGAUAUUAUAAAAAAAUAUGUUUCUAAACUUCAGUGUUUUUGUGAAAAACUUAAGGAACAUGCUAAACAAACGAAUCAAGUUAUUAGUUAUCCAUUAGCUUUUGAUCAAGAUUGCAAUAUUAUCUUAACACCUGACAUUCUGGAAAGUGUACUAGAUGCGAAAGAUAGGGAAAACAAGAAUUUACAGCGACAACUACAAGAUGUUGAAUCUAAACUUAUGGUAUAUACUUACGAAAACAAUGUUGAUUCAAUUAAUCUACAAUUACAACUGGAAGAAAAAUGUAAGAAAGUUCAACAACUGGAGGACAAAGUGGCUCGCCUCGAAAAAGAAGCUGCAGAAACAAAAAACACGCUGACGGCGGAAAUCGUGGCAUUGGAAAAACAAAAUUAUCAUGCUAAUAUGGGUAAUCUUUUAAAGGACGACUUGAUUAAAGAAAUGCGUAAAGGAUUGAAGCAAACAACUUUAGAGGAUACGUCUUCUCGAAAAGUCUGUAUUGAUAUGAAUAAUUCUCAGGAAUUUAUAUCAUUCCUAAAUAAUACAAAAACACAUGUACAGAAAGAAUGUGAAAUCUUAUCGGAUUUAAAGCUCGAAUUUGGGAAAUUUGUAAAUAAAUUGACCACCAAAGAUGAGGUGGAUGAUUGUACUAUAGCUAACAAUUACACAAAUAAAAACAAACUUUGUGCAAGUGACAUGUCAGACAAAUUGGUCAAUUGCAUUGAAAUUAUUACUAAAAUAUAUUUAGAAAGACAAAAGGAAAUUACUGUUUUUGAUUGUAUGAUAAAGAAAGAAGAAAAUCGUUGUGCAUGUGGUGAUUCUAAGAAUAUUAAAUCAAACGUGAAUAAUGCACGGCAAUUUAAAUUAAUGGAAGAAUUUAGAAUCUGUACUGUGGAAGCUCAAGCAGCAACAGAAGACAUUCGCGAGGAGAUAAGCACCGUUGUUUCAACAUUUAAUUCACGACACCAGAAUUAUGAAGAAUUGAGCAAGAUGGUUACUAAUGUGCAAAGUUACUUGACAAGAACACGAGAAGGAUUAAUAGAAGCAAUUAGCAGACUAGAAUUACAAGAGGAGGAAAGACUAAGACACAGCGAAAGAAUCGUGAGUGGCAAUCUUAAACUGAAGGAUAUAAAAAAUGAAAUUAAUCAUGUUCAAUCAGAAUUGUCUCGUUGCAUUAAUGGUAUGCAAGGGAAUAUACAGGGAUAUAAUGAAUCCGAAUAUACAGAAGCAUACAUCAACAAUGAUUUACUAACUAUGGUAAUGGAAGAAGUUGAACAAAUAUUGACAAAUUUGCAAUUAUUUCAAACUCAGGGAGGUUGUGUGACGUCAAUACUAAAAGGAUUAAGAAGUCAACUGUGUACUAUAGAUAGCUCUUUAAAGGAUUUACAGAAAAAAACCGGUGAAGUGCUAUUGAACAAUGAAAUCGCAAAAACGACGUUCUGUGAAAGGGAAUGCAGGUUGGCUAAAUUCGAAGAAGAAGUCGAUUGUGCACAUACAAAAAUGCAAGAUGUGUUGGAAACAUUUCUUUCCACAAAACAAGAAGAAAAGGAGCAAUUUUCUCGUUAUACUUACGAUAAUCAGGAAGUAAAUGACAUAAUAAAAACGAAAGAAGAUUUACAUAAAUUAAGAAAGGAAUACGAUGAUCUAAAACUCAACAUGAUCCAGCAAACAUGUCAAAUGAAAUAUGAUGAAAGAUUAAAUAAAUGGAAAAAUCGUAUGACUGAUUUAGAAGACCAAAUUCGAAUGUUGCAACAUGAGGCAAAAUGCAAACAAGAAGCAAUUAAUUUUUUAAAGAAUAAUAUUCAAUCUAUAGAAAAGGAACUAAUAGCUGCACGAAUAAAGGCAGAAAAUUAUAGACAAUGUCAUAGCAAAGAUAAUAUGGAAUUGAAAAAGAAGAUAAUAGAAUUAGAAAAUAUUAUCAAAACGCAAAAAGAAGUAGAAAAUGAUCUUAAGAAAAAUUUGAAUAAUGUAGCAAAUAUUAAGAAAUCUGCAGAAUUCUCAAAUGCUUUUCAUACGGAAUGCGGCACAGAAGCAACACUUUUACGUUGCGAUUAUCCGUCCAAACAUGAGAAUAUAUCUCACUUGUUCAAAACUGUGCAAGAUGUUGUGCAAUCUGCAAAAGUAGCAGUACAAGACUUUGAAAGUGAACUUAAAAAAUUGAUACGUGAUGAAUCUUCUCUCUCCUCUGUUUCGGCAAAAUCUGCUAUGACUUUAACCGAUUUGUUAGGAAAAUGUAGAGAAAAAUUGGAUACUUGCUUUCACGAAUUAAGCAAACUUAAAAGUGCUGUAUAUUCUAAAGAAAAACUUUUAGAAAAUAUGGAAGAAGUCGUACGGAUACAACGAAAUUCAUUGACAAUGAGCCAAGCAGAAGUAAAAGAUCUGCAUCAAAAGUUGCAAGAAAAGAUAGAUAAACAAAGCCUUACAAUCGCGCAAUAUGAGAGAGAAAAGAAUGAAUUGUUGAAGCAGAAUGAACUUCAAAUACAAACUAUCGGGCAUUUACAAAAUGCUGUUGUUGAAGCUAAACGAAAUUUGGAUCAAAUGGCUCAUAAGACGAUAAGUGAUCUUGGUAAGAAGGAUGAAAUUAUACGUCAACUAAUGAUGCGUAUCGAUGAAACGCAAGAUCAAUAUAACGAAUGUUUCACAGAGGCAACUAAUCAAGACAUACUACUGGACUUGCAACGAGAUGCUAUUGAAAGUCUGCAUAAAAGGAUUCGUUGUGUGGAGUAUAAUAAACGUUUAAUCGCUAUUACGUUACAUGCAAUGUAUUAUUCAAUUUUAAGCGAAAUACAGAAGCAAAUACGCGAUCAUGUAAAGAAUUUCCGAGAACUGAAAGAAAAGGUAAAUAAAUGCACAAACAGAUCGUGCGCAAUAUAUCUUGAAGACAAAAAUUGCGAUACUCAAGAUUUGGAGUAUUCGAAUAGCACCGCAUAUGGAAUAUCACACAUGGAAAAACGUUCUGCUAAAGAAGCAGAAAUGAAGAAUAUCACUCAGAUACAAGAAUUAAAAGCAGAAUUACAAAAGGUAAAAGAUACAGAGUGCGAUUUAAAAUACGAAAAUCAGCAACUUCAAACUAAUCUACAGCAUCACAUAUCAGAAACUGACAGCCUGAUGAAGAAAAUAGAGCAAAAGGAAACUGAAUAUGAAGAACUUUUGUUGAAAUUAGAAAAUGAGAAAAAAGAGAUCAAUAUGUUAAACGAUCGAGUUAUGAAUAGCGAAGAAAUUAUUAAAAAUCAAUCUCACGAAGUUGAAAAUCUUAGGAAAAAAUUACUCAUGAAUGAUCAACAAACGGAAAAUUUAUCCGAAUUGAAUAUAUCAGAACAUGAGAUGCUGACUGUUCUAUGUGAUCGAAUAUAUUCUCUGAAAAUUUUAUUACAAGAGAAAUCGGAAAACAUGGUAAAAUUGCAAGCCGAUUAUGAAUUACUUAAGAAUGAAAAUUCUAUAUUAACGAAUCAAAAUGACAUUAUACAAGCUCAAAUCAAAGAAGAUACUUUACAAUUGAAAGAAAAGCUGAAAGAGGCACGGAUAAAAUUGCGCCAGACAGAAGACAAUUGUCAUCAAAUGGCUGAAGAGUUCAAUAAAGUUCAAGAACAAUUAAUAUCUACAACAAAACGAGAAGCUGAAUUACAAGAAUCAUUAACGAUUAUGGAAAAAGAUCAUCGUUCUAAGAUUGAAGAAGUAGAAAAUGAAGUAGUCCGUUUUCGUGAUUUAGUGGACAAACUAAGUGAAGAAUUGGAAGAGACCAAAAAGACAUUAGCAUUGAAAAAUAUCGAUCUUUGUCAAGCGCAAGAUAAAUGCAAGAAUUACGCUGAUCAUUUGGACACUACGCGUCAAGAUCUUGAAAGAGAAAAAGAGGAAUUAACAAAGGUCGAAAAUGUAAAUCAUGACUUGAUUCAACAAUUGCAGGAAUACAUGAAAGAGAAUUACCAUCUUGACCGACAGAAAAUUUCACUUGAACAAGAUAAUUCUACGUACAUAAUUGAGUUACAAGAUAUGCGUAAAUCUUUGCACGAGUUAAAAAAAGAAUGUCACUUGAAGGACCAAUCUUUAACAAACAUGUCAGCUGAUUUAACUGACACAGCAAUGAGUAGAUCAAAACUCUGCAAAGAAUCUCAAUAUAUAGUUUCAUGCAUCCGUGACUGUAUGGAGCAACAGAAAAAAUACAAUAAAACUCUAUCGAAAAAGUUGAAAAAUAAACAACAACUUAUAAUGCAGCUUGUAUUCGAGAAAAAAACUUUAUUAAUUAAAAUCCGGAAGAUGAAACGAAUUAAUUUAUUAGCGCAAAAACUAAAAAGAACGCAUAAAUUAGCUAGCAGAAGUUGUAGAAAAGCGUAUAUUAACGGAUAUAUAUCACCGUCAAUUACGUAUCAGACUACGGAUACUGAUUUAGCUUCAAGUUUUAACUGUACAAAUUCACGAAAGAAAUAUUCAACGAAACCAAUCAAGAUUGGUCGACGUACAUCAACAUGUGGCAAUUCAUGGUGGUUUCCCAAAAUGGAACAUUUAAUAAAUGAGGUUCGAAAAAAUAAUCGAUGGUGGAAUGAAAAUUUUAAGAAUGGAACAGAAUCUGACACUUCAUUGGAAGACAAUCGCGAUUACGGUUAUCAAUCUUCUUCUACAAGCAAAUGAAGGAGACUCAUGGGGGAUUUAUUUUGAUAAAGACUGAAGAAAAGGUGUGAAAUAGAAAUUUGAAGUAUGAAUACGGAAUGCAGAAAUUUAAAACGUGA